Molecule: messenger RNA, 841 nt
Organism: Podarcis lilfordi (Lilford's wall lizard)
Lineage: Eukaryota; Metazoa; Chordata; Lepidosauria; Squamata; Lacertidae
Source: the annotation of a GenBank genome assembly
AUGGACUUCCCCCCCUAUUUUGUGCGCAGGCCGCCUCGAGUAAUCAGUCCAGCAGUCUGUGUCCGCCGCCUGGGGCGCCUCGCCCUCCCCUCGGGCGCCCGCGCCUCGCCCGUCCUUGCGCCGGCGAAGGAGGAGCCCGCCGCCCCAUCACCUCGGCGGCGGCGGCGGCGGGUGGGCCGGGCCUGGCUGGUGCGCCGCGGCGGCGGCGGCGACUUCAUGGGGAGAGGCGGCGGCGGCGGCGGCGGCGGCGGCAGCCUGGUGGCGAGGGGUCGAGCCCGGCCGUCCGGCCCGCGGCAGGUGAGGAGGGGCGCCUGCUCGGCUUCCGCCCUCGGGCGGGAGGCGGGGGACGGGGCGGCGGCGCGUCUCCUCCCCUCGGGCGCAGCCUCCCGGGUCGCCCCCGCCGGCCUUCCUCCGCGGCCGAGCCCAGCAGCAGCAGCAGCAGCAGCAGCAGCAGCCGCCCGGCGGGGGAGGCGAGCGCGGGGCCCGAGCGGAGGGCGGCGCGGGGGGGGGUCUCCUUCGCGGCCGCCGCUCCUCUCCUCUCCUCCUCCUCCUCCUCCUCCUCCUCGCUCGCCUUUCUUUGAGAGAGAGAGAGAGACCGGGCAGCGGAGAGCGAAGCCGGGCGGGUUUGCGAGGGGAAGAAGGCAGUGUCUGCAUUGCAGAAGCUCCGUCUGUCUCUCUCUCUCUCUCUCUCUCUCCCCCCCCCGCCCGCCUCUCGCAGCUGCUCGGAAAUGCCUUCCUGAGCCGGGAUGCUGGAGCUUGGCUCGAGGAGGAGCAGGUAAGGGAAAAGAGCCAGAGUCGGCUGGACCCGGCUUGCUUUUCCAGCAAACAAAUAAAUGGGUGA